GUAUAAUGGCUCUCUUCCCGGAGGAGACCGCGGUCGCAAGAGGAGCCGCUUCGCUCUUCACCGGAGGACCAAAGCUAACGGCGUCAAGCCCAGCACCGUGCACAUCCUCAGCAACCCACACGACAGCAAGGCGGUGAACAGCAGGGGGCAGCACAGCAUCUCCUUCACUCUCUCCAGGAGCCAGACGGUGGUGGUGGAGUAUUGCCAUGACAACCUCACAGACAUGUUCCAGGUCAGUUCCACACGCUCCGUUCAAACUGACCCUAACUGGGUUUCAGGUAAAGAAUUAUGAAAAACAAACACACACACACACUCACUCUCACACUCACACACACACA
Sinocyclocheilus anshuiensis is the source of this 338-nucleotide messenger RNA. Its product is annotated as E3 ubiquitin-protein ligase pellino homolog 2-like. Gene Ontology annotation, biological process: protein polyubiquitination; regulation of Toll signaling pathway. The record is from RefSeq and is a predicted model, not a curated record. The annotation marks the transcript as partial. Gene Ontology annotation, molecular function: protein binding; ubiquitin protein ligase activity. NCBI's taxonomy places the organism in Eukaryota, Metazoa, Chordata, Actinopteri, Cypriniformes, Cyprinidae. The transcript has 2 exons.